ACGAAGGCAACCAGGUCGAAGCAUCGAUACACCUCUCGAUACGACUCUCCAUCACAAACCCCAUCACGGCCAUUUCAUGCAUGCCAGCAUAGGAACCCCACCAACAUGGCACCGCUUGCGAAGACCCAACUAAAAGAUGACGAUUCCAAAUCUCUCCCUCGUUCGCGCUCCUCUUACUCUUGCUCCUCCACAAGUGCAAGUUUUACCACUGAAACCGAAACCGGGACCACCGAGACCGGCUACCCAACUACCGCAGUGAGAGCCACCAGAUCAAGGGCCGCAUCGCACCACGUCUUGGGACAACCGUCAUUGUCUUCCCUUGCGGGGUUGGUAGCUGCUUCGACGUUGGCGAGAGCAACGGUCGACGGUGAGGUCCCCGAGAAUGGGAGUGGGAGUAGGACUAAACGUCUUGAAAAUGCUCUCGCAAAUCUCCCUUGGGCCGAACCUCCUCCUCGGAUAUCUCCUUUGGCUUCCCCUCUCGCUUCUCCUCUAUUCCUCCAUUCCCCUUUACCUCCUUCGCCUCCCACUGCUACCUGUACGGAUGCAACCACAGCAACAAAACUCUACCCUUUCCUUACCCAAGAUCCAAGUUCAAUUCAAGGUACUAAACGUUCCUCCGCCAGGUCCACAUGGUCGGGGUACAGCGGUACGGCUGAUCUGGCCACACCAACUGUGGAAGACCAUGUUCCGGACAAGGACGUCGAUGUCUAUGUCAAUGUAGGUGUCGCUGGGGAGAGCGUAAUUGUCAAUGGAAACGAUGUCGAGAAGCAGGACAAGAAGUCUAUUACUUCCGGAUUCUCCUUGAAUUCAUCCACAUCCAAGUCAACAAAAUCUGCAAAGUCAAACAUCUCGACCAAAUCAUCAAAACGAAGCUCAACGAUCACCCUUGGAUACAUCCUGGCCAAACGGUGGGAGAUGAAAAAGUACGAAGAAACCAAUGCGGCCUCGACCCGCAAAAUCCUAAAAGGUGAAGACGCUGAAAGGGAAGAUGAAGGAGAUUUGGAGAUGCUCUUAGGCCGGACAGUCAUCCUGGAAAAGAUGCUCAAAUCUGGUAAACGUGUAUCGCAACACUCCACAAAAAGCUCCAAAAACUCUAAAUCCCAUAAUAAGAGGACCUACAAAAUCUCGCGAUUCUCUGUAUCAACCCGCCACACCCGCACUCCAUCACCACAAUUUUCAUCAUCUUGCACUACCACUGGCGAUAGUCCUAUAAAGCCACAUCCACCUUUUUUUGUCCCCUGGCUUAACCACCAAACUUGCCCUACACGAUCAUCCUUCUCCAACCCCUCCGGGGACCGUUGUCUUGUGUCCCAGCUCCCUUCUACUCGUUCCUCCUUAUUACCUUACCCCCCAUCGAUCAAUCACACAAGCAAGGAAGAUGAUAGGAGGAAACAUUUCUCCACGCCUCCCCUUGCAAGCUCGACUCGCUCAAGUUUAAAGCAGCAACAUCGUCUUCAACUUCAAUAUUCAAGAAAGCUGGAAAGGAUGAAAAGCCGGGAGGAUGUGUUCACCGAGUUAGGGAGCGAUGAAGAGGGGGACAAUUCUGGUCCUGGUUUUGGAUCAUACGGACAAUCACACCCCACCCCGCAUUUCAGUAGGAACAGCGAUGAAGCUACGAGGAAUGGGCUCGGGAUAUCGAUACCAAAAAGAGGGAGGGAAAACCUGUCAGGGGUAGGAAUAAGUAUAAGAGAAGAACGAGAAGGAGUAAUCGUAUUCCCCGAGGAAAUCGAUGAUCUAUUAGUCCCACAUGUUACACCAUUAAAAAAGGGACAUGGUCAUGAUCGAGGUUUUCAAGGAAGGAAAACUGGUCCAGGGAGGAUGUUUAUGACUAUGUCAGAGGGCAACACGAAAACGAAGUCCAAGGCGGAUGGGAAGGGAUUGAGAAAAAUAUUGGGCUGUACACACUCGGAUGCUUCUUCUCCUUCUCUCGGGCAAGGGGCGCUAUCUGAACAGAGAGAAGAUCACGUUGAUCGCGGGUUUGGUCUUGGUCUGGAUUUUGGUCUUGAUGGUGAUGUUAAUAUUGGGAAAGAAUUAUUCUCAACUGCAACUGGCGAGUGGACUAUGCGCCUAGGGAGAAAAUCAAGGAAUUUGAAAGAUGAAGAUGAAGGUGAAGAAAGGGGAAGGGAAGAAGAGAGAGAAGAAAGAGCAGCGCCACGUCCUCGACAAUCCCCCCAUCUAGGCCAUCGAUCCCCCAACUGGCAAGCGCGUCAAUCCAUCUCAUCAUACUUUCCCACCCUUGCUUGGGAUUCUAUUGUCCAUGAAGAAACCCGAGCUUACAGUGGGAAUGGGACGCCGGGAGAAUGUGUUCGGGAGGGGGUUCACACCGGAUCUGGUGUUGAGCAAGGCCUGAGACGAAGAGGGAUCUGGGGCAGGAAAUGGGUUGUGGGAGUAAGUGUAGGCGUGGGAGUGGGAGUUAUUGUGAUUAUUACAUUGUUGAGUGGGUUGCUGGGGAAUAAAGAAGAUGUGCAAAAAGAUUAAAAAUCCUACUGGGCUUACGGAGGAAGGCGUUUCGCUAUCUUGCUAAGGAACAUGACUGAUGUGUAUCGUACGUAUUUUAUCCACAUCAUAUGACAUGUAUUCUAUCCGGCUUCUAUAAAACAAAACUCCCCAUCCAGUCCAAAAGUGGGUUGCGGGCCGAGCAUGUUCAUACAUUUGACAUUCCCAUUACCACCACCCUUCAAGUGGAUUCCAGUUCUCCCCUUUCACAGCAUUCUCCAAAAUCUUCCAAACCACCGUCGGCUGAUCUACCUGCGCCAUGUGCCCAGCAUCUGGGAAACCAUACAGCGUUACGGCGCCUCCGGGAUUAUGGACGAUACCUCUGAAUGCUGUUUCUGAUGGCUCCGCCGAUGGGGGAAUGGUGAUGGGGGUUUGGCGGAAUGCUGAAAGUUGGGAAGAAGGGAUACGGGACAUCUAAACAAAAAUAUUAGUUGCAAGGUGGCAAGAGAACAUUUUGGGCGUACCCAGGCGAGUGAACCUUCAUAUGGGAGGAUAGUGUCAUUCAUACCGCUGUACACAAAAAUGCGGGUGCCAGCGUCGAUGACGGCAGGGAGGAGGUGGUGUGCAGCUUGCAUACUGUGAGAUGACGUGUUAGCACGUAUCCCUUGAGGCGAGAAUGGAACUUACUUGUCCGCAUUAAGAUAGAAAUACAAGCUAGAAAGGCCCAGGAAACUCCAAGUCAAAUGAGACGGGACACCAAACUGCCGCUCGAGUUACUCGCAAACUAUCGUUCCACCACCAGCAAGUGUCUACUGGCCAGCAAGGCGGUUUGCGACUGUCAUACCUGUCUACCCUUGCGUCCUUCCAAGUCAACUCGAAUGGCGGUGCGCAAUAUUUAGCAGCCUCACGUCGGAGCUCACGAGUGGAAAGAUGCGAGGUGGAUUCAGACGUGAGGAAUGCAAGACGGUCAAGGCAUGGGGUAAGGUAGGAUUCAAGUGUUUCACAAGAGGAGGAAGGAAGGAUUGCUGGAGGGGUGUAGCAAAGAUGAUGAAGGUUUUGGUAUCUGUUGGCUUGAUUAGAUUACGAAUGCAGACUACGAAG
Cryptococcus deneoformans JEC21 is the source of this 3537-nucleotide messenger RNA. RefSeq lists its product as hypothetical. The transcript is spliced from 4 exons. Lineage: Eukaryota; Fungi; Basidiomycota; Tremellomycetes; Tremellales; Cryptococcaceae. Bases 106 to 2478 code for a protein of 790 amino acids. The record is from RefSeq and is a predicted model, not a curated record.